GCCCGGAGCUAAGGUGCAUCGAUCCAAGGAUGACAUCAAAUACGAACAGUCGAAACGUGUCAAAAAGGAACGUGAAACCUUUAGAAAGCACCUCGUCGAGAUGAUAGCAGAGGGUGAAAGUCAACCCGUCAUAGAGAGCCGUUUUAAUACGAGGUUACCGCCACUGACUGAGCACGGAGCAGGUGUAGCUCAGAUGGAGAAAGCCAUUCUGCGGUAUUAUUACUAUAUUAACAACGGAAUCGAUACGGACCACGUAGCUCCUAUGGAAGAAUACUGGAUGAACAACAUGAAGAAGCGCAUUCGUGCCUCCGUUAAGGCCGAAGCAAAUCAUAAGUUGAUGGAGCAGAUUGAAGACGAAAUACGGGAAGACUACAUCCUGAGUGUCAAAAAGGCUAUUGUGGACUUUGUGCUGAAGGAUCCCAACGAAAGUGCAGGAGGCGUUUCUACGUCAAAGUCAAAUGCCGAGGACGAGGCUGAUUUCAUGCCGGCCCAUCGCAUAGAAUUGACCAUAGUGCCCAAACCGUGGCACAACUCAUUUCUCGCCGCCCUGCGUUUCAGCCAGAAGCAUUUACACGCAAUUAACAGUUGCAUGGCUCAAGUCCUGGAUCUAUGGUUCUCGCAGUUUAACUCGUUGCGACUGGUUGACAGCAAGGAAUUCUUUCGAAAGGGGAGUGCGCUUGAGUUAUCCAGUUUUCAACACACCUGCGUGAAGAGCAUCGAAUCUGCCAAGGAGACUCUCCUGAAAAAAUGGAUGAAUGAGGUGCAGAAUAUAUUCUACCAGGGCAACAAAAAGAAUCUCAUUCCUCCAAAUAAGGACGAGGCCAAGCUCGAGGCAUUUUACCGGUGCGCCUCUGUGCUGAUGACGAAGAACCUCCAGCUGCUGGGGCUCAAUUCCAUGCAGGACUACACUGACAUGGGUCAGAGGUAUAUGGUCCUCAGUAAUUUUGUUCGACAGCUGGCCGCCGUAAAUAGUAUGAAAAUCUACAAGGAAAUCUCAGAUUCCAAAGAACCCUCCUUCAAAGUACUUUCAGAUAUUCUACCAUCUGACUAUCUCUAA
Messenger RNA from Dibothriocephalus latus, 1057 nucleotides. Lineage: Eukaryota; Metazoa; Platyhelminthes; Cestoda; Diphyllobothriidea; Diphyllobothriidae. The record is from the annotation of a GenBank genome assembly.